UUAAUCAAAAAUAAAUUUCAAAACAUUUCAUUAAAACUUUUCAUCUGAAGGGAACAUUUCUGAAGAAUUUUUCUUCCAAUAUUUAUCAAAUCAAAAUAUUUCUUUUUCGCUAUGAAUUAUUUUUCUGAAAAAAGGUCUGAAGAGUCUGAAGAACCCAGUGUUUCUAAUAUCAAGAUCAAUCUAGAACAUUCGAAGCAGAAAUUAAGAAGAAAUAGGAAGAAGCGUAUCACCAAGCCAAAAGCAAUUCGUCUUGAUUUCAAAAAGAAAUUCAUUAACGUUCUUCGUAAAGAACAUAACAGCCUUGGCUUAACUCGUAAUGCCAAAUUAAUUCUAAAUUCUCUAGUCAAUGAUAUUUUCGAUCGUUUAUCAGAGCAAGCAAUUAAUUUUCAAAAAGCUUCAAAAAGAAAUACUUUAACUCAUCGUGAUAUGGCUUCAGCUUGUUCAGUUUUAUUUAGUGGUAAUUUGCAAAGUCAUGCAAAGACAGCUGGCACUAAAGCUGUUGUCCAAUAUUUACGUUCAUAUAAAAAAUAAAUGUUUUGACCUUAUUUAAACCUUA
Episyrphus balteatus (marmalade hoverfly) is the source of this 556-nucleotide messenger RNA. Its product is annotated as late histone H2B.L4-like. Bases 112 to 531 code for a protein of 139 amino acids. Gene Ontology annotation, biological process: nucleosome assembly. The transcript is spliced from 2 exons. Gene Ontology annotation, molecular function: structural constituent of chromatin; DNA binding; protein heterodimerization activity. NCBI's taxonomy places the organism in Eukaryota, Metazoa, Arthropoda, Insecta, Diptera, Syrphidae. The record is from RefSeq and is a predicted model, not a curated record. Gene Ontology annotation, cellular component: nucleosome.